Molecule: messenger RNA, 1998 nt
Organism: Mytilus trossulus (common blue mussel)
Lineage: Eukaryota; Metazoa; Mollusca; Bivalvia; Mytilida; Mytilidae
Product: centrosomal protein of 128 kDa-like
Exons: 4
Coding region: 242-754 (170 amino acids)
Biological process (GO): regulation of DNA-templated transcription
Molecular function (GO): DNA-binding transcription factor activity
Source: RefSeq, a predicted model, not a curated record
AUUUUGUAAUAUUUUAUAGUUUUUACAUCAGGCAACACUUUCAAUCGAAUUUUGUUCUUCGAACUGCACAGAACUUUAUUUGGAACAUAGUAGGACUAGCUAUUGACAAAUACAUGUGCUUUAUUUCAAAUUGUCAUGCCUACACAUUAUUUCGUCUUAGUCAUUAAGAACCACGUGUUUCACUUUGUUUAAUCAUUUUUGAAACAGUCGUCAUUGAAGGAGAACGAAUAAAAUCAUAAAUAUGAAAAUGGAAAGUGAAACAGCGUCAUUUCGUCUACCUUCUGAUGCUUUUACCUUUGGCACGGACCUUUAUAGUUUUGCUUUGGAAUCUGUGGAGAAAGAAUCCCUGCUACCUUUAUUAAAAGAUGAAUUACGCUGUAAAAUACAGACCAAACGACUUUCUCAAGGAAUGGAAGAACUGAAAGUAGAUUUCCAAAUGAAACCACAAGCACCUCUGACAGCUGAAGAAAUACAAAAACAAGAGAACAGAAAACUUCUGAACAGGGAAUCGGCAAAGAAAUGUCGAAGGAAGAAAAAGACAGUUUAUCAAAACGUACAACAGGAAUUGAAGUCAUUGAUAGAUGAAAAUAGACAUUUAAAAGAACAAAUUCGUUGCAUCGAAGCUGAAAAGGAAUUUUUCUUGUCAAACAUUCUAAGAGAUCCAGUAAUAUCUGAAGUGUUAUCAGACUUCUCAAAAUCAUUCGAUAAUAAUUUGACUGAUAUCAAAAAUGAGAUUAUAUAUGUACAAAACUGAUAAAGUGUAUAUUCAAGAGUUGGACCCAUAGUGCUUUCAUGGAGGAAUAUUCAUAUUUUCAAACAAACAAUUCAGGGGAAAAUCAUGUAAAUUGAUUACUAGUUAUUUGUGUUUUGUAUUAAUUUAUUAUAUUUGUGAAAUAAUCAAAUGAUCUAUGCAGCUAUUUAUUGAUAUAUUUUUUUUACAGUGAAAAUCUAUAUAAAUCAAACAUUUUCCAAAGUGUGCAGAUAGUUUUUUUUAACCACUCAUUCCUAAAUACAGCUACUAUGAUAAGAGAUAAAAAUCAAAACUGACGAAAAGUUAAUUAGUAAAAGCUAGUUACAAGAUGGUGGGCACUUCAACUAAAAUCUGUUCCUUAAAGAAUGGAUUGAGCACACUUUGGAUCAUGUUUUUUUUCAAUAUAUUUUUGUAUGUUUUUACAUUAGUAUGGUUGUUGUUGAUAGAGUAAUUUGUAAAUAAUUAUGCAUUUUGUCGUAACUUAAAUUAUAUGGUUUUAUGAUAUCUCCAUAAAGGUUUGUUAAGAUAUACGAUUCUUUUUGGGAGGUAACAUAAUAUUGUUUGAAUACUUUGAAAAUUAUACAUUAAAAUGUAAUGCAAUAGUCAGAAUCUUAAUCCAUUAUAUAUUACUUGUCUAUCAUUUACUUAUGAUAAUGAGGACAUCAAUAUAUCCGUUAUAAAAUGUAAAUAUAGUGUAUCAUGUCAACACCUAUGACGUUAUCAAUAACUGAUCUAUUUUAAGCAUAAAAAGUCCAAUAUCUAAUUAUAGGAUUAGUCUAUUGUAUCAUUUACAACAUGCACCAAAUGUGGCAUUUCAUGGUUUAUUAUAUCUUCAAUUCUAUCAAACACUUUAACGCUAUUUAAAAAUGUAUCACUAAUUUUGAAUGGUAGAAUAAAUUUUACAUUCCAAUCAAUUACUCAUUUAUAAUCAGUACUCAAUAAUGUAGUUACUCAGACAAUGGUAUUAUUCAUCAUCAUUAGGUAAGCCUACGAUAAUAAUUAUAUAUUUCAUACUUUUAUCAGUAAUGCAAAAGUUACUGACAGGUAAGCAAAGCUUUAUUAUAGAUGUCCGAAAUAAUUUGUUAACGUUAUAGAUGUCCGAAAUAUUAUGUAAAUGUUAUAAGCAAUGCUUUAUUAUAUAUGUCCAAAAUAAUUUGUAAAUGUUAUAAGCAAAGCUUUAUUAUUGAUAUCCGAAACGAUUUGUAAAUGUUAUAAGAAAGGCUUUAUUAUUGAUGUCAGAAAUCAUU